AUGCCCGACAGAAGUCGAACAUAUAUGAGCAAGAGAAACCGAGCGUGUGACUACUGUCGGGCUAAGAAGGCGGCUUGCCGGAUCGACCGUGGCGCCCCUUGUUACCUUUGCACCUUGCAUAAGAAAGAAUGCACCUUCUUGCAUCCAGCAUCAAAGCCCCGCCGAUACUUGUUGAAGCAGACUUCUGGCAGCAAGACCCAACAAGACAGACCAGUCUCAUAUUCAGAACCUCAGUUUACAAGUUUGCCAGUGGUAAUGGAUGAGUCAGCUCAGUACGAGACUUUGAUGCCGACUGAUAACAACGGGGCCAAUGACGCCAUUCAGGCAUCCCCCGUAGGUCUCGAAUCUUUAUUUGAGAAUAAUAAUGAUGUUCUCUCUGAUGACUUCGAGGACGGCAUUUGGCAAACUGGAUUCAGCCCAGGAAACAUCUUUUUCCAUUCUCUUGAUAUGCCAUUAGAAGCACGUUCUAGGACCACAGACUCCUCCUUGCCUCCAGCUGGUGUUUUCUCACCAGUGCUUCCUUCGGGAAAUGAAACUGCUCCUCAUCUUGAUACACAAGAUGUCAUGACCCCUUAUUUACUUGGUAGUAGUGGGGACAUGGACCCUUCUUUAUUGAAUCGCUAUCAAUAUGGUGCCUCGGGGACAUUUCAUUUCAAAAAUCUCCGAAUCCAUUCUGUCACUCAAGAGAGUAGUCCAGUUCAAUUUUUGCUGUCCGAACAAUCCAUGUUUGCUGCCGGCAGAGAAGAGACUGGUUGUACAGAGCUUUCUUUGCGUGACUUGCAACAGGAACUUGAGUCAUUAGUCUCACCAGAUAUUGGUUUACGCUUGAUUGAACUUUAUAAAAGAAUCAUUGCGCCACAUUAUCCGAUAUUCUUCUCACAUGAUCAACCCAAUCCAAACAACAGCCCACCAUACCUUCUUGCAAGUGUUUACUUGAUAGUGCAGCCGUUCACCAAGUUCGAUGAUAAGCUGUGCGUGGACCUCGCAUACGACAGGCCGUCAGGCGCGGCCCUAUACAAAAUUAUCAACAAGGCGAUAAUGCAUGAAACACACGCCCCCAGACUUUCUAUCGUCCAGUCCAUGCUUCUUCUGGCUAUUCGACCAUUCUCAAAUCCAAUUUCGCUAGAAAGUGCCUUUAAGUGGUCUCAGCUCACUUCUCUUGUCGCAUGCGCUCACGCUCUCGGGCUACAUCUGGAUCCAACACUAUGGAAAAUCCCCCCUUGGCAAGUCGCCCAGCGGCGUUAUCUGUCAUACUGCAUCUACUCGGUAGACAAAUGGCUUGCUCUAAGUUUGGGACGACCACCUUUGCUCAACCUGGACACGUGGUUGGUGAAAAGCCCUAAUCGGGAUGAUCACCUCUUCAGCGAGCUAGAUCCGCUAGCUUGGUCAAGAAUAAUAAAGCAAGCAGAGCUUGUCUCUCUCCUGGACCGUGUUCUCGUCCAUUUAUACUCACCCCGUGCUAUGAGUAUAUUUUUAAUUGAUCAGAAACAAGUUCUGAAGUCAGCCGAGCUUCUACUUGAAUAUUUACACGAAUGGACUCGAGAUGUGGAUUUCGCAUCGCCAGGGCAAAGUCGACCUACGGCAUUGCAGAGGGUUGUCGAGAUGAACUAUCAUUAUAUUCACUUGACUAUAUGCCGCUCUAUCAUGCGACCGUUCAUCGAUUCCGAUUUAAACGAUGCUAUAAGCCCAGAUUAUGCUAUAGCAUGUGAGCAAGCUCGACGUAAAGCAAAAGAUUGCCUCAUAGCGGCGGCUGAGUUCAUCCAGGAUCUGCGGACUGAUGAUCUUGAAGUGCUUUGGCCGGCUUGGAGCGUGACCGGAUUCUCGUCAAUCUGUUUCCAAAUCCUGCUGAUGGCCGUGAGCUCUCCCAAUAGAUGUGAAGCUACAGAAUGGGUUGCAUGUCUACGUAAGGUGCGAAAAGAUAUGCGUCUCAAGGCCGAGGCUUUACCAUUUCUUCGUCUUGCCCUGCUAAGGAUCGACUCGAUAUUCUGGAAAGGCAUUCACAAUGUGUUGCUUUUGAAGGACCAUGUGUCGGACGCUUUUUCAUCUGGCUCGUGCUAA
This is a messenger RNA of Penicillium pulvis, 2058 nucleotides long. RefSeq lists its product as uncharacterized. NCBI's taxonomy places the organism in Eukaryota, Fungi, Ascomycota, Eurotiomycetes, Eurotiales, Aspergillaceae. Gene Ontology annotation, cellular component: nucleus. Gene Ontology annotation, biological process: DNA-templated transcription. The transcript has 2 exons. The record is from RefSeq and is a predicted model, not a curated record. Gene Ontology annotation, molecular function: DNA binding; zinc ion binding; DNA-binding transcription factor activity, RNA polymerase II-specific. The coding region runs from base 1 to 2058 and encodes 685 amino acids.